AUGGAUACAUUCAGUGUGAUCAAUGCCGUCUCCGAAAGUGAGAAAAAGAUUGAUAUGAUCGAGGAACGCCUGGCAAGCAUUGAAAGAACUCUUCAACAGCUAGCAAAAAAUGCAUCCCAACUACAAGGCUUCGUCGCACCACCGAAUUCGCGCGAGCCUCGUUUCGUACCUUCGCCCCAGAAGUCAACCCCUUCGCAGCCGUUGUCCACUACACCGAAACCUGCUAAUCCCAAGGGCCCCUUGUACCUAGCAAAUCCUACUAUCGAACAGCACGAUUCAAGCUCUGGAUUUGAGGGUAGCUCGUCUCUAACUGCCCAUGGAGCCUACGCGAGCGCAUUCCUUGAAUCUGCUGUGUCCAAAGGCUCGCCGCAGGUCUUGUCGAGUCCGAAGAUCAGCGAAGCUCUCUCGUCACUAAAGCAGCUUGUUGGUAUCCAGAACCAGCGGCGAGAAGCCGACUUGUGGGGGAGUCAACCUCCCACCAAGAAUGCGAGGUUCGGUGUAAGACGCGACAUUCGUGAUCUGAAGAUGCCCCCUCUAUCAGUGGUUCUAGACAUGCUGAGAAAGACCCAAGAAACACCACCGGCCUUCUUUGGUGGCUAUGUCCCCUUCCUUAGUCUGAAAUUUUUCACCGAAAAAUGCCGUGAAGUGUAUUUCUGUAUAGACGAUUACUCCGAUGCGGCAUUUGUUAUAACCAACUUUGGUAUGUACAGUUUUUUCUACGAGUAUGGCGCCACGGAGAAAGAUGCCAAUGUACGAGAGGAUUACCUGCACUGCAUUGAGAUGUGUCGCGACAACCUAGAAACAGCGCUUGCCAAUUUGAACAUUUUGAUGCCGGCAAACCAAGAAUCGAUCAUGGCAUUAGCUCUGGGGGCUAUGCAUGCCCUCGAGAUUUCUAAACCAUCCGUUGGUUGGACGCUAGCAUCGACGGCCAUGAACCUGUGUCAGACACUGGGCUAUCAUCGCUUUACUUCGAUGGAGCACGACUCUUUACCAGUCCAACGCCAAAAGCAGGAUCUAUUCUGGGCCGUGUAUGCAAUUUUGAACAUGAUGUCCCUGCGUCUUGGACGUGCUUCGUCCAUCCAGAAUUACGAUAUCAGCCUACCGCCGCUCGAUGAAAACCCAGAGAUCCCCCAGCCAUGGGGACCUGUCUGCGUGUGGUGGACUAAGUCGGCAAUUAUCCAGAGUGAGGUUUACCAAUAUUUAUACAGCCCGGAAGCACUGCAGAAACCAGAAAAUGAACGAGUCACCCACGCUCGCAGAUUAGCCGCUGAGAUGCAGUCGGAUGUUAUGGAGCCGUUUGAGAAAUUCAUGUCGUCCGAGCCUAAAGUAUCCGAGAUGGACAUGAUGUACCUCGCAACUGACAAGGUCAGUCGGCUGGCCAUCAUGACCUUGAUCUACCGAGCAAUUCCCGCACCAAUCGACUCAGACCGUGUCGCCACCUUUAUACCCGAAUGCAUUGAGACAGCCCGGGAAGCCUUGGAAAUCCACCGUCAGUGCGUCGCAGCGCUCCAAGAGACAGACGAUUUCAUCAGAAUAUCAUACAUGCACUGGGGCAUCCUCCUAUCCCCCUUCGUCCCCUUCAUUAUCAUUUUUUGCAAUAUAAUAACAAACUCCAACGGCGAUGACCUCGCCCUGCUUGAAGAGUUUGUCGCCUCCCUCCGCCCGCUAAGCACCUUCUCCCAGUCCAUCGACCGACUACACACCCUGUGCUCAGUACUUGGCACCGUCGCUCGCCUUUAUUUCGAAGCCAACACCCGGACCCAGACAGCCACAGACCGGUAUCAAAAUCUCUUUGAUGUCGGUCAGGAAUUCGAUGUUUAUCUCAGUGCACUUGGACUGGCGCCUACAAAUCCCUUGAAUCCUCUGAACAGUGGCACUUCCCAGAUGGGGCACUCACAGGGAUAUUUCCAGGCUGAUCAUCUUGCGAUGAAUGUGAAUUCGGCAGAGUUUCCAGAGCAGCAUGUUGGUGGUUUCUCGGCGCCGGUCGAUUCAUCUCAGGUGCAGGAACAGGAUUCGGGGACUGCUACACAACUGGGGAAUUGGUUCUGGGGCAAUCAGUAUAUGAUGGGGCUCUUGGAGGAGGAUUUGUCGCAAUUCAAUCCGGGGCAGCCAUGA
Penicillium digitatum Pd1 is the source of this 2115-nucleotide messenger RNA. The record is from RefSeq and is a predicted model, not a curated record. NCBI's taxonomy places the organism in Eukaryota, Fungi, Ascomycota, Eurotiomycetes, Eurotiales, Aspergillaceae.